Molecule: messenger RNA, 1898 nt
Organism: Seriola dumerili (greater amberjack)
Lineage: Eukaryota; Metazoa; Chordata; Actinopteri; Carangiformes; Carangidae
Gene: hs3st5
Product: heparan sulfate-glucosamine 3-sulfotransferase 5
Exons: 2
Coding region: 1-1038 (345 amino acids)
Molecular function (GO): [heparan sulfate]-glucosamine 3-sulfotransferase activity
Source: RefSeq, a predicted model, not a curated record
AUGCUAUUCAAACAGCAGGCAUUGCUGAGACAGAAGCUCUUCGUUCUGGGCAGCCUCGCUAUUGGAAGUGUCCUUUAUCUCGUAGCCAGGGUUGGGACCUUGGAUAGGCUUCAGCCUAUUUGCCCCAUUGAAAGGAGACUGACCCCCCCUGAGCCAGAGCAAAUCCCUCUCCGCACCCUGCAGUUUAAGCGUGGCCUGCUCCAUGAAUUGCGUAAGGGCAAUGCCACCAAAGAGCAAAUCCGCCUGCACAACCUGGUCCAGCAGCUGCCUCGGGCCAUCAUCAUCGGGGUGCGCAAGGGGGGCACCCGGGCCCUGCUGGAGAUGCUCAACCUGCAUCCAGCGGUGGUCAAGGCCUCACAGGAGAUCCACUUCUUUGACAAUGACCAAAACUACGCCCGGGGCAUCGACUGGUACAGAGGGAAAAUGCCCUUCUCCUUCCCUCAUCAGAUCACCAUUGAGAAGAGCCCCGCCUACUUCAUCACAGAGGAGGUCCCUGAACGCAUCUUCAAGAUGAACUCCUCCAUCAAGCUGCUGAUCAUCGUCCGGGAGCCCACCACCAGAGCCGUGUCCGACUACACGCAAGUUCUGGAGGGCAAGGAGCGUAAGAACAAGACCUACCACAAGUUUGAGAAGCUGGCCAUCGACGCCAACACCUGUGAGGUGAACACAAAGUACAAAGCUGUCCGGACCAGCAUCUACACCAAACAUUUGGAGCGCUGGCUGAAGUACUUUCCCGUGGAGCAGUUCCACAUCGUGGACGGGGACCGCCUUAUCACGGACCCGCUGCCCGAGCUGCAGCUCGUCGAGCGCUUCCUCAACCUUCCCUCAAGGAUCAGCCAAUAUAACCUGUACUUCAACGCCACCAGGGGAUUCUACUGUCUGCGAUUUAACAUUGUCUUCAACAAGUGCCUGGCAGGCAGCAAGGGCCGCAUCCAUCCAGAGGUGGACCCGUCAGUGGUGACUAAACUGCAGAAGUUCUUUCACCCCUUCAAUCAGAAGUUUUACCAGAUCACUGGGAGAACAUUCAACUGGCCGUGAUGAGCUUUGAACUUCACUGAGAUUCCUUGGAUUGGUGUUUGUUUGUUUGUUUUUUUUAAACACUUAAACGCUAUGAGAUCUCAUAAGAUAUUAAUAGCACUUUGACUGAAUUUAAUACAAGAGCGACAGUGUGACCAAAUAUAAAGAGGAACUUGAUGUACGUUUGUUUUUAUGUGUGUUAUUUAAUUAAAACAAAAACAGUUUGACUGGUUUUACUAAAAGAUUCAGUUCAAAGCACUUGAUCUUGCCAAUUCAUUCACCUGUCUGUCAAUGAAGAAAAGAACCAGUACUGAACUGUGAUUAACUAAAGAGAUUAUUUUUGUUGCUUUUUAAAGGGACUAUCAAACACUGACAUCCAUGCUGUUAAGAUAAGCUUUAAGUGUGAUGCUUUUUUUCAUGAUGAAACCCCAUAAAAGACGACAAAAUGACAGCUCAUAAACAACAAGAUUGUUCAUUUGUUCCCCGUCAUGUUGUUUAUUUGACCAAAACUUGCAUGUGCAAUCAAGAUGCCAUUAUACAGUAACAUUAUAGGAUCUUGUCUUCUGUUCAUAUUGUUUUUCACCACAUUUUCCUCCUAAUUCAUGCUGUGAUGAAUCCAUUAGAGGGUGACCUCGAAUUCUCACCCAAGAUAUUAUCAUUAUCCAGAAAAAAGGAUCAUCAGAAUGAGUCUGAUUUUAAAUCCUUCAAAGCGUUUCAGACUUGAGCUCGUGUUUGAUUGUAAGUACGUUGUUUCUUCCCCUACAGAUUUUUCAUUGGUUUGCGAAAUACCUGGCAAAAAAAGCCAUAUUGAAAAAAAAUAUAAAGUUGUCCUCUGAUGAUUCUUGUCAAACCAACUGCUUAUUCUAAGAUGAUUAACGAAA